AUGAGCGCACAACGUGGGCACCGGGCAGAAAGGGGGGAGGAGGAGGAGGAGGGGGAGGACUGUGUUGCUCGGAUAUUUAUAGCUCAUGAAAUCCUCCUGGAGGCAAGCUCCAAAGGAGAAGAUUAUUCCACAGCUAUCCUGCGCCAGAAGCACCGUCCCAACCGCCUCAUUGUUGAUGAAUCUGCCAAUGAAGACAAUAGUGUGGUGAACCUGACUCAGGCCAAGAUGGAAGAGCUGCACUUGUUCCGGGGGGACACCGUGCUGCUGAAGGGAAAGAAACGCCGGGAGACGGUGUGCAUCGUGCUCACAGAUGACUCCUGCCACAGUGAGAAGAUUCGCAUGAACCGGGUAACCCGGAACAACCUCCGUGUGCGUCUUGGAGAUGUGGUCAGUGUGCAAGCCUGUCCAGAUGUGAAGUAUGGAAAGCGAAUCCAUGUCCUCCCCAUCGAUGAUACUAUCGCGGGCUUGACCGGCAACCUCUUUGAAGUUUACCUCAAACCCUAUUUUCUGGAGGCCUACCGACCUGUGCACAAAGGUGACAUUUUCCUUGUGCGAGGUGGAAUGAGGGCUGUGGAGUUUAAGGUUGUCGAGGUAGAUCCGAGCCCCCACUGCAUCGUGGCUCCCGACACCAUUAUCCACUGCGAGGGCGAGCCCAUCAAGCGGGAGGACGAAGAGGAGAGCCUCAACGAUGUUGGCUACGAUGACAUUGGGGGCUGCCGUAAACAGCUGGCACAGAUCAAGGAGAUGGUGGAGCUCCCGCUGAGACACCCAGCGCUCUUUAAAGCUAUUGGUGUGAAGCCUCCACGAGGGAUUCUACUUUAUGGCCCACCCGGCACUGGGAAAACACUGGUGGCCCGUGCGGUUGCCAAUGAAACAGGAGCCUUUUUCUUCCUGAUCAAUGGCCCAGAGAUCAUGAGCAAACUGGCUGGGGAGUCAGAAAGCAACUUGCGCAAAGCUUUUGAAGAAGCGGAGAAGAAUGCUCCAGCCAUCAUCUUCAUUGAUGAGCUGGAUGCCAUUGCUCCUAAGAGGGAGAAGACCCACGGGGAAGUAGAACGCCGUAUCGUCUCCCAGCUGCUCACCCUCAUGGACGGACUCAAACAGCGCUCCCACGUGGUAGUCAUGGCAGCUACCAAUCGACCUAACAGUAUUGACCCUGCCUUGCGCCGCUUUGGGCGCUUUGACCGAGAAAUUGACAUUGGGAUCCCAGAUUCAGUGGGAAGGCUGGAAAUCUUGCAGAUUCAUACCAAGAACAUGAAACUGGCUGAUGAUGUGGACCUAGAGAGGGUGGCCAACGAGACGCACGGGCACGUGGGCGCUGAUCUGGCAGCAUUGUGUUCAGAGGCAGCGCUCCAGGCCAUCCGCAAGAAGAUGAGUGUCAUCGAUCUGGAGGAUGACACAAUUGACGCUGACAUCCUCAACUCCAUGGCUGUCACCAUGGAUGACUUCCAGUGGGCCCUUGGCCAAAGCAACCCUUCAGCCCUGCGUGAGACGGUCGUGGAGGUGCCCCAAGUCUGCUGGGAUGAUAUCGGGGGUCUGCAGGAAGUCAAACGGGAGCUCCAGGAGCUGGUUCAGUUCCCUGUGGAGUAUCCUGACAAGUUCCUGAAGUUUGGAAUGACGCCAUCCCGAGGGGUGCUCUUCUAUGGACCCCCCGGCUGUGGCAAGACCCUGCUGGCCAAGGCCAUCGCUAAUGAAUGCCAGGCCAACUUUGUCUCCAUCAAGGGCCCCGAACUGCUCACCAUGUGGUUUGGAGAGAGUGAGGCCAACGUCCGGGAUGUCUUUGACAAGGCCCGGCAGGCGGCUCCCUGCAUCCUCUUUUUUGAUGAGCUGGACUCCAUUGCCAAGGCCCGGGGUGGCGGAGCAGGGGAUGGAGGGGGUGCCGCGGACCGUGUCAUCAACCAGAUCCUCACGGAAAUGGACGGCAUGACCAACAAGAAGACUGUGUUCAUCAUAGGCGCCACCAACAGACCAGACAUCAUUGACCCGGCCAUCCUCCGCCCAGGGCGCCUGGACCAGCUGAUCUACAUCCCCUUGCCUGAUGAGAAAUCUCGCGUAGCUAUCCUCCAAGCCAACUUGCGAAAGUCGCCUGUCGCCAAGGAUGUGGACUUGAAUUACCUUGCGAAGAUCACACAUGGCUUCUCGGGAGCAGAUCUCACAGAAAUCUGCCAGCGUGCCUGCAAGCUUGCCAUCCGUGAGGCCAUUGAGAUGGAGAUCAAAGCAGAGCGGGAACGCCAGCGUCAUAAAUAUGCUGCCAUGGAUGAUGAUUACGACCCUGUACCAGAGAUUCGACGUGACCACUUUGAGGAAGCAAUGCGCUUCGCACGCCGUUCGGUCAGUGAUAAUGACAUACGCAAGUACGAGAUGUUUGCCCAGACGUUACAACAGAGCCGUGGCUUUGGCAACUUCAGGUUUCCUUCUGGAAAGCAGGGCAGCAGUGGUGGAGGCGGCAGCAGCAGUGGAGGCGGCAGUGGCAGUGGCCAAGGAGGCCUUUUCCAGGAGGAGGGCGAUGAUGAUCUCUACAACUGAUUUGAGUUUCGCUGGAGCUGCUGGCCCUGUACGUUGAUAGCUAUUGUGCUCAUUCAUGUGAGAAGUGGUGCUUGAGGCCCGAGAGCCUGCCCUCACCCUUAUAUGCAGAACAUAAGCUCCUAGAGAUACACCCGAUAUGCUGAAUUUUAACAGGCAAGGCCUGGUGCCAAGACCACCUCCUCCUGGGUCUUCCAGGGAAACGUGGUUCAUCUUGUUGUUGGGCGGUUAAGGCAAUACUUGUGGGAGCCACGAGGGGAAGUCAAAACCCAAGUGGCUGACGUAAGGACUAAGGAAUGGCCAUGCUGGAUCAGAUCAAAGCAUUCUCUUUCCAGCGAAGCCCCUGCCAGAUGCCUCUCAAAGGUCAAAAGCAAAAUGUAAAUAUGUCCAUUUAUCCCCCUGUGUCUCAUCUCAGAGACACUCCCAAGCUGGCUCGUCUUCCUUGCCACACUUGUCUUCUGAUGGCUUCCCGUGUAGAAGGAACUGGCGGAUCAGCCUUCUGCUGGCCACCCAGCCCUGCUUUGCCAGCCAGUUUGCCCCUUUCCAUUUGCCCCUUUCCAACCUUGUUGCAGAGUUAAGUAUUUGGAGCCUCCAGACUCUUCCAAGAGGACGGCUGAUCUCUAGUUUGUGCUAACAGGUGACAGGGACCUCUGGCAAUCCACUGAAUGGACACUACACACCACUUAUGCUGGAAGGGAAUUCUAUAAUAAAGCUACUAAGCAGUACAACCUCAAA
Messenger RNA from Pogona vitticeps (central bearded dragon), 3255 nucleotides. Lineage: Eukaryota; Metazoa; Chordata; Lepidosauria; Squamata; Agamidae. The record is from RefSeq and is a predicted model, not a curated record.